Macrobrachium nipponense is the source of this 672-nucleotide messenger RNA. RefSeq names its product golgin subfamily A member 6-like protein 26. The record is from RefSeq and is a predicted model, not a curated record. The transcript has a single exon. NCBI's taxonomy places the organism in Eukaryota, Metazoa, Arthropoda, Malacostraca, Decapoda, Palaemonidae. Bases 1 to 672 code for a protein of 223 amino acids.
AUGAAUAAAAACCAUCUGUUAGCUAAGGAGAAAGAAGAUGGAGAGAUUAAAAUAAGAAGGCAACAUCAGGAGAGACUGAGGCAACAGGAAAAAGAAGCAGAAAAGCAGCGUGAACGACUGGAGGAACUCCAGGAAGACUUGGAAAGCGCUCUGCGUCAAGGACAGUGCCUGGAACGCUUGCUGGAAUGUAAAGAAGAAGACCUCAUCUCUUUGAAGAAGAAAGAGAGUGAAGCUCAACUGGAAGUGCAGCGACUUCUCAAAGACUGUGAUAUGCUGAAAGAAAAGAUUCAGCAGCAGGAGGAACAUAGGAUGAGAGACGAAAAGCGUCUCAGGGAGAAAGCUAAGAACACAGGAGGAGGCUUUGAGGGAGCACGACAAAUACAUGUUGAUGAUGCUUCUCCAUGGGACUGCUCAGAGGAAUUCCAGCUAGAACAUAUUGCGCUGGAACACGGAGAUGAAAUGAUUGAAGAAGGGAAGCAAGAGAAGUGCACAGGAGGAAUAAUAGGAAGAAAGACACAGGGAGUGAGGAAAAACCCCUGUGAGAAGGCCCGUGAGACAGAGGAAGAAAACACGGAAGAAGUACUUGAACGCCCAGCGGGAAAAGAGCGAGGAUUACGAGAAACAAUGGAAGGGCCUCAAGCACAUUGUGGAAGAUGUUCUUCACGGAGAUAA